Molecule: messenger RNA, 476 nt
Organism: Microcebus murinus (gray mouse lemur)
Lineage: Eukaryota; Metazoa; Chordata; Mammalia; Primates; Cheirogaleidae
Gene: CCL26
Product: C-C motif chemokine ligand 26
Biological process (GO): inflammatory response; eosinophil chemotaxis; chemokine-mediated signaling pathway
Cellular component (GO): extracellular region
Molecular function (GO): chemokine activity; CCR chemokine receptor binding
Source: RefSeq, a predicted model, not a curated record
AUGAAGGUGAAUAAAGAGCCUUGUGCUGGUCCCCAAAUCCCUGGCCGGUGUCCUGCCGCUCCCUGUUUUUCAGGUAGCAGCGACAUCGCCAAAUCCUGCUGCUUUCAUUAUGGCCACAAGAUGCUUCCCUGGACCUGGGUACAAAACUAUGCAUAUAACGGUAGCAGCUGCCCCAGCAUGCUAUUCACUACCAAAAGAGGUGAGAGAAUCUGUGCUCACCAGAGAAAAAAAUGGGUGCAAAGAUACAUUUCUCUACUGGUAACUCAGAAACAAUAGUGACUCUGCUGAAAUUUCAGCCCAAGGACGCCUGGACCCUGCCCUUAGCUCUGCUGCCGUCUGUGGAGCCAGAAGAGUUUUCUUAGAAGGUCCCCUGGGAUGGGUGGGGCAGAAGGUGUUUUCUACCAGAGUUCAAUAAAGGUUUUUCAUGAGGAUUUGACUUGCUCAUAACAUUCUUAGUCAAUAAAACCUGGGUUUUC